Cheilinus undulatus (humphead wrasse) is the source of this 2241-nucleotide messenger RNA. RefSeq names its product protein-glutamine gamma-glutamyltransferase 2-like. Lineage: Eukaryota; Metazoa; Chordata; Actinopteri; Labriformes; Labridae. Gene Ontology annotation, molecular function: protein-glutamine gamma-glutamyltransferase activity. Gene Ontology annotation, biological process: peptide cross-linking. The record is from RefSeq and is a predicted model, not a curated record. The coding region runs from base 1 to 2118 and encodes 705 amino acids. The transcript has 15 exons.
AUGAGUUUCCUCCACAGGAUGUCUGGGCUCUCCCUUAAAGGCACUGAUAAGGGCCACUGCCAACUGAAGCUGGUCAACUAUGAGGCUGAUGAAAACCACAUUUCCCAUGAGACUCAGGGGCUCAGCAGAAAACACCUGGUGGUACGGCGAGGGAAACCGUUCAAAAUUACGCUCAAGUUUGGUGGUCAGUCGUGGCAUCCUGAAUUUCAUCAUCUGAUCCUGGAGGUUCGGAUAGGUGAUUUGUCUGAGAGGAUGAGGGUCCAGUUUCCUGAGGAGUGGUCUGAGCCUUGUAGAUGGUCUGCCAAAAUUGACCAACAUGGCAUACAUCCACAUUCAGUGACCAUCAACAUCUGCUCUCCUGUUAUGUCCGCAGUAGCUCUUUACAACCUCUAUCUCCACAUAGAAACCAGACAGAGUAGAAAGAGCUACGUAGUGGGGUCCUUUAUCCUGCUCUGCAACCCUUGGCACACAGAUGACCCUGUGUACAUGCCAAAUGAUGCCAAAAUAGAAGAAUACAUGAAGAGUGACUAUGGGUGGUUGUUCAUGGGAACAGCUCUAAACAUCAACAGCAGACCUUGGUCAUUUGGUCAGUAUGAGCCUGGAGUCCUGGAAGCAUGUCUACAGCUGCUGCAGGUCAGUCCACAGCACCUGAGGGACAAAAACAAGGACUACUCUCUCCGAGCAGACCCGGUCUACCUCAGCAGGGUGAUCUGUGCAAUGGUGAACUGUAAUGACGACCUGGGGAUUCUGGAGGGAAAGUGGCAGGGCAGCUAUAAGGAUGGUGUCAAGCCUACAGAUUGGAGCGGCAGCGCAAACAUCCUCCACCAGUGGAUGUCUUCAAACUAUAGUCCUGUACGUUACGGACAGUGCUGGGUCUUUGCUUCAGUCCUCUGCACAGUGAUGAGAGCCCUGGGCAUUCCCUCCAGGGUGGUGACGGUAUUUAAUGCGGCCCAUGAUGGAGAUCGCAGCUUGUCUAUUAAAGAAUAUUACUCAACUACAGGGGAAAAGCUCAACGUCUCAAAGGACAGUGUUUGGAACUUCCAUGUAUGGGUGGAGUCCUGGAUGAGACGACCAGACCUCAGUUCCGAGUUCGAUGGCUGGCAGGUCGUGGACCCGACUCCACAGGAGAAGAGUGCAGGGAUUUUCUGCUGUGGCCCUUGCCCAGUUGCUGCCGUCCAGCAGCGUUUCCUCAAAAUCCCAUUUGACACCCCGUUCCUUCACGCCUCAGUUAACGCUGACAUAGUACGUCUAAUCGUGCGUGAUGGACGGGUGGUGGGGAGGAAGGUGGACAGUGAGACAGUGGGACAGCUGAUCUACACCAAGAGUGUUGGCUCAGACAGACCAGAGGAUCUCACACCUGCUUACAAGGCCAAGAAGAAUGAGAACUACUUUUCGAUGGUGCAGUCGUACAGUAGGGCAAUGAUGAGCUGUUCAGGAGGACCUUCAGCUCCAGAAGACUCUUCAAGUCUGGAGGUGUCCCUCAACAUAGAGGGGGUGCCGUCGGUGGGUGACAGUAUCACCUUGACUGUGACGAUCAAAAGCCAUUUACACGGCCCGCGAGUCCUGAUGGAACACGUUAACGCUCAGCUUAAAGAGUUUAACAGCGGCCCACAACAGAGCUUCUGGAAAACGAGCAAAAAAGUGCACAUGAAGGCCGGAGAAGAUUUGAAGCUUAGCCACGUCAUCCCUCCCUCCACGUAUGAGGCGUGCCUGGCAGGUGAUGACAUUGUGAAUGUCGCUGUGGUGAUAACAGAUGAAGAGAGUGAUGAAAGAGCCCUGGCUGCACAGGAGUUUAGCUUGAGCUCACCGCAGAUAACAAUAGAGAUUGAAGGAGGGGACACCAUCAAACCAAAAGAGAAGCAAACAGCCAAGGUUUCCUUCACCAACACGUUUUCCAAGCCUCUGAAUGGAGCAGUGCUGACCGUGGAGGGAUCUGGUUUGUUGCAGGGCAAACAAGAGGCCAGACUUGCUCUUCUGAAGCCUGGUGAGAAGAUAGAGAAGCAGGUGUCCAUUGAGGCGUCCUCUCCUGGAACCAAAGUCUUGAUGGCCACUUUCUCACACAGCGACUGCCCCAGUGUUGUUUCCAGAUGUUUCCACAAAGUGUCCGUCAAGAAUUAGUAACACUGAAAAACAUUUGUGAACAUAUCUCAGGAAAAGAUUUUCUGUUUUGUUCUGGCUGAAGUGGGUUUUCUGGUGCAACUUCACCAGCUUCCAUGGUGCAUGGAGGAUGAAUAAAUCUUG